This is a messenger RNA of Psammomys obesus (fat sand rat), 2896 nucleotides long. RefSeq names its product calcium homeostasis endoplasmic reticulum protein (gene Cherp). The transcript has 18 exons. Gene Ontology annotation, cellular component: perinuclear region of cytoplasm. The record is from RefSeq and is a predicted model, not a curated record. The coding region runs from base 146 to 2896 and encodes 916 amino acids. Lineage: Eukaryota; Metazoa; Chordata; Mammalia; Rodentia; Muridae. Gene Ontology annotation, biological process: RNA processing; intracellular calcium ion homeostasis. Gene Ontology annotation, molecular function: RNA binding.
CCAGGCGACAGCCGUAAAUGGCGCACCGAAGCAGCCCGCGAGGCUGUCGUAAACGUCUUCCUUCGCGCUACUUCCGGCCGGCUUCUGCGGCCGGUGCUGGUGAGCUAUCGUGAGGCGGCGGAGGACGUUUCCAGCGGCUGCAGCCAUGGAGAUGCCGCUGCCGCCAGACGACCAGGAGCUUCGAAAUGUCAUCGACAAGCUCGCUCAGUUCGUGGCUCGCAACGGGCCCGAGUUCGAGAAAAUGACGAUGGAGAAGCAGAAGGACAACCCUAAAUUCUCGUUUCUUUUCGGAGGCGAGUUCUACAGUUACUACAAGUGCAAGCUGGCUCUGGAGCAGCAGCAGCUUAUCUGCAAGCAGCAGACCCCAGAGCUGGAGCCAGCCACAGCCAUGCCCCCUCUGCCACAACCUCCGCUGGCUCCCACAGCAUCUCUCACUCCAGCCCAGGGCACCCCAUCAAUGGACGAGCUCAUCCAGCAGAGCCAGUGGAGUCUCCAGCAGCAGGAGCAGCAUCUGCUGGCCCUGCGCCAGGAGCAAGUGACGGCGGCUGUGACACAUGCAGUGGAGCAGCAGAUGCAGAAGUUGCUGGAGGAGACACAGCUGGACAUGAGUGAGUUUGACAACCUGCUACAGCCUAUCAUUGACACCUGCACGAAGGACGCCAUCUCGGCUGGGAAGAACUGGAUGUUCAGCAAUGCCAAGUCCCCGCCACACUGUGAGCUGAUGGCAGGUCACCUGCGCAACCGAAUCACUGCUGAUGGAGCACACUUCGAGCUGCGGCUGCACCUCAUCUAUCUGAUCAAUGAUGUGUUGCACCACUGCCAGCGCAAGCAGGCCCGGGAGCUGCUGGCUGCCCUGCAGAAGGUGGUGGUGCCCAUCUAUUGCACUAGCUUUCUGGCUGUGGAGGAGGACAAGCAGCAGAAGAUUGCCCGGCUCCUACAGCUCUGGGAGAAGAAUGGCUACUUUGAUGACUCCAUCAUUCAACAGCUGCAGAGCCCUGCCCUGGGACUCGGCCAGUACCAGGCCACACUCAUUAAUGAGUACUCAUCAGUGGUGCAGCCUGUGCAGCUGGCCUUCCAGCAGCAGAUCCAGAGCCUCAAGACACAGCAUGAGGAGUUUGUCAGCAGCCUGGCCCAGCAGCAGCAGCAGCAGCAGCAGCAGCAGCAGCAGCUUCAGCUGCCUCAGAUGGAAGCAGAAAUGAAGGCCACACCCCCACCACCAGCACCUCCUCCAGCCCCAGCGCCUGCCCCCACAAUCCCACCAACUACCCAGCCAGAUGACAACAAGCCUCCCAUCCAGAUGCCUGGCUCCUCAGAGUACGAUGCCUCAGCAGGUGUCCAGGAUCCUGCAGCUGCUGGUCCUCGGGGUCCUGGCCCCCAUGAGCAGAUCCCACCAAACAAGCCCCCUUGGUUUGAUCAGCCUCAUCCUGUUGCCCCUUGGGGUCAACAGCAGCCCCCUGAACAGCCCCCAUACCCUCACCACCAAGGUGGACCGCCCCACUGCCCACCCUGGAACAACAGCCAUGAGGGCAUGUGGGGUGAGCAGCGGGGGGACCCUGGCUGGAAUGGACAGCGAGAUGCUCCCUGGAACAACCAGCCAGACCCCAAUUGGAAUAACCAGUUUGAAGGACCAUGGAACAAUCAGCAUGAGCCGCCACCCUGGGGUGGUGCCCAGCGUGAGCCGCCCUUCCGGAUGCAGCGGCCCCCCCACUUCCGUGGGCCCUUCCCACCCCACCAGCAGCACCCACAGUUCAAUCAGCCUCCACACCCCCACAACUUCAACCGCUUCCCACCUCGCUUCAUGCAGGAUGACUUCCCACCUCGCCACCCUUUUGAGCGACCACCCUACCCUCACCGCUUCGACUAUCCCCAGGGAGACUUCCCAGCAGACAUGGGACCCCCUCAUCACCACCCUGGCCACCGCAUGCCACACCCUGGGAUCAAUGAGCACCCGCCCUGGGCUGGGCCCCAGCACCCAGACUUUGGCCCUCCUCCCCACGGCUUCAAUGGCCAGCCUCCCCACAUGCGGCGACAGGGCCCACCUCACAUCAACCAUGAUGACCCCAGCCUGGUCCCCAAUGUGCCCUACUUCGAUCUUCCAGCGGGGUUAAUGGCCCCCCUUGUGAAGCUGGAGGACCAUGAGUACAAGCCUCUGGACCCCAAAGAUAUCCGCCUGCCACCCCCCAUGCCUCCCAGCGAGAGGCUGCUUGCUGCUGUGGAGGCCUUCUACAGCCCACCCUCCCAUGACAGGCCGAGGAACAGUGAGGGCUGGGAACAGAAUGGCCUCUACGAGUUCUUCCGAGCUAAGAUGCGGGCGCGGCGGCGCAAGGGCCAGGAGAAGAGGAACAGCGGGCCCUCCAGGUCACGCAGCAGGUCCAAGAGCCGAGGCCGCUCAUCAUCUCGCUCCAGUUCACGCUCCUCAAAGUCCUCGCGCUCCUCCUCCCGCUCACGGUCCCGGUCGAGGUCCCGGUCCUCCUCCCGCUCUAGGUCCAGAAGCCGCAGCCGGUCUCGUUCCUCCAGAAGCCGCUCACGGUCCAGGUCCAGGUCCAGGUCCAAGUCAUACUCCCCUGGGAGGCGGCGCCGCUCCAGGUCCCGGAGCCCUACCCCACCCUCCGCAGCUGGCCUCGGUUCUAACUCAGCACCUCCCAUACCAGACUCGAGGCUUGGAGAAGAAAAUAAAGGCCAUCAGAUGCUGGUAAAGAUGGGCUGGAGCGGGUCUGGUGGCCUUGGUGCAAAGGAACAGGGCAUCCAGGACCCCAUUAAGGGCGGUGAUGUCCGGGAUAAGUGGGACCAGUAUAAGGGCGUGGGCGUGGCCCUGGAUGACCCUUACGAGAACUACCGCCGCAACAAGAGCUACUCCUUCAUUGCCCGUAUGAAAGCCCGAGAUGAGUGUGAGUAG